Messenger RNA from Strongylocentrotus purpuratus (purple sea urchin), 1078 nucleotides. RefSeq lists its product as uncharacterized. The transcript has 2 exons. The coding region runs from base 229 to 780 and encodes 183 amino acids. The record is from RefSeq and is a predicted model, not a curated record. NCBI's taxonomy places the organism in Eukaryota, Metazoa, Echinodermata, Echinoidea, Camarodonta, Strongylocentrotidae.
UUUUAUUCUUACACCGUCUUCAAUAGAACUGAAAGAUCCGAACUGCCGCAAGGUGUUCCAGCCCCGCCCACUUUUUUGUUUGGGAAAUAAAGGUAUAAAUAUGGCAGAUUCUUGUCGAAAUCUUCAGUGCACAUUGCGACCCAAGAUCAAAAGAAAACCAGCUCUUGAACUGAUAAAGUAGCAAUUUCUUGUCAAGUUCUCUCUUCAGGACCACUAGUGUAAAUCGAAAUGGCUUCAUCUGGAAAGUUAAUCUGCUUCUUCGCUCUUAUUGCAGCAUGCUGUCUGGUGACCGAGGCAAGGAGAUCAGGAAAGACGAGGGAAGUCCGCCAUGUUGUUGGAGCACCACAGAAACAAACCAUGUUCGACUUCCCAUUCGAUCAAACCGUCGUCGGGGGCUCCGCCGCUGCAGGCUCCGUGGGAGCGUCCACCAGCGUCUUCGGCAGUGAUUCAGAGUCUUCCGAAGAAUCCGACCUCGAUAUGGACAUGGACACCGAUAUCAAUGAAGUCGACGCUGCCGACACACCCGCCAUGGUCGGCGGUAACGGCAACCAAGUUGGCGGUAACCUUCUCCCCUUCCUCAGCGGAGGAAGAGCCGGCGGAAGAGCAGCGGCCCCUGAAGCAGGAAAUGCGGACCAGCUGUUGAGCAGGACGUCAGGUUCGUCGGGUCGUGGUGUCGGCAUCGCCUUUGCAGUUAUGGGUCUUCUUACCGUCAUCGUAGCUGCUGCAGCAUUCACCCUCAGGAAAUACCGACAUAGCAUCCCGGUUCUUGUGCGGGUCUGAUAACUGAACUUGUGAUGAGGAUACUCUAAUGAACGAUUUCCUUGUUGUCAAAUGAAACCAUUAUCUAUACUGCCGGUUAUCCCCGGUUAUUCUCCGAAUAUUGAUAUGAAUACAACAUUGAGGAUCAUGAAAUUCGAAUAAUUACUGCUUAGUUAUAGGUUCAAAAUUCAUUUUUAUUAUAUUAACAUUUUGCUGCUCAAUUGUAUAAAUACUGCUGAUCUGUAAAUUUGAAUAAUAUCUCACUAAUGAACUAACUCCAUCUUUGAUAUAUAUAUAUUUGUACUGUCAUGGUAUUGUA